GUGGGUCUGCGGGCUAAGGGAGAAGAUGGCGGCGCUGGGGGAACCUGUGCGGCUGGGGCGGGAUAUUUGUAGAGCAAUUGAGUUGUUGGAAAAACUACAGCGAAGUGGAGAGGUACCACCUCAGAAACUUCAGGCUUUACAGAGAGUCCUUCAGAGUGAGUUCUGCAAUGCUGUGAGAGAGGUCUAUGAACACGUCUAUGAGACUGUGGACAUCAGCAGCAGCCCCGAAGUCAGAGCUAAUGCGACCGCAAAGGCUACUGUGGCUGCAUUUGCUGCCAGUGAAGGACAUUCCCAUCCUCGAGUCGUUGAGCUGCCAAAAACAGAAGAGGGCCUCGGGUUCAAUAUUAUGGGAGGCAAAGAGCAGAACUCACCAAUCUACAUAUCUCGGAUAAUUCCAGGCGGAAUUGCUGAUAGGCAUGGGGGCCUCAAACGAGGAGAUCAGCUGCUUUCUGUUAAUGGAGUAAGUGUUGAAGGAGAGCAUCAUGAAAAAGCUGUAGAACUACUGAAGGCCGCGCAAGGGAAGGUUAAGUUAGUAGUACGGUACACACCCAAAGUCUUAGAAGAAAUGGAGUCACGCUUUGAAAAAAUGAGAUCAGCCAAGCGCAGGCAACAGACUUAACGCAGUUCAAAACCUGAUACCCCACUCUGCUUUUCAGCUAGAGAAGUCUCACCUGUGACCUGCUGAUGGCCGCAGAGCCGCUGAUUGUAAAACAGAAACUCCCCACGAGAUCCUCUUUGCCAUUUUGUGAAUGCCUGUUUUAACAUCAUUUACGGUUCCUGAGAUGCAUACAUUUUUCUGACAAGAAAAAGUAAAAGGUGAUGAGGGCAAUUCUGUCCUACUGUUUUUACAGGCCUUUUUCAAAUGCAGAUUUUGUCAUAAAGUUGUUAUAGAUUUUUAAAACUGCUUUUUUAAUAUUAAAAAACUUUUACAUUCUUACUCUUUUUUUAGAAAAGAAAAGUUUUCUUCAUUUGGCUACUUAUUUAAAAGUAACAGUUCUUCAGUUCUUUUUUUGUUUAUUUUUUUUUAACCUGUGAUAUUUUUUUCCAAGAAGUUGAGCAUAACAGUCCCGCCCACCACAUUUCAUGCAGUCAGUGUUAAUGACACUGCUGCGUUUUGUACUUUGAACAUACAUGUCAUGUAUGUAAUCAGUGGGAAAUCAGAACUCAGUAGUGGAAGUUUUUUACUUUUAUUUAAACAUAAUGUACAGUGGAUAUUCAUUUAUACUGAUUUAGAAAAGCAAGUUUUUAAACACUGAAACAAUCAUUGCUAAAAUGCAUACGCUCAUGCUAUUUGAGCAGUGAGGCAGGAGGAUGUAAUUGGAUUGUUAGCAUAACCGAUUGCAUCCCUUUCUAUUUAUAGCCAACAGUGUCAAAUGUUAAAUGCAAAACAGGUUCAGAUGUCACCCUGUACAAAUUUUCUAAUGGAAUUAACUUUUAUUUAUAUUUCCGAAUAUUUUGGUCCUUCCAUUCUAGAGAUAAACCCCGUAGUUUGUGGCAGGAAAUAGAAGCAAAGAAGAAAAAGCGAUACCUUAACCUCACUGUCCUCAACAGUCACUCAUUCUUACUUGCUCACUUUAAAGAGUUGAUUUUAAAUGGGAAGAGGAGAAAAGGAUAUAUUUAAGAUGUGUAGAAGUCACGAGGUAAUGUAUUCAUAGAAUCUUCAGACUGUCAAAAUGAGUGGGAACUCAUGUGAAAAUAGUUGUGUGUAGAGAUGCAAUCUUUGUAGUUCAGCUCUAUUAGGAAUUUUGAGAGACUUGAUUUAAUUUGUCCACUGGGUGUCACUGUUGUGCUGAAAGGCAGCUACCAGCGUAUGACUGACAGGUCUUCUUACAGCCUGAAAUUGAAGAGUUGAUUAUUUUCAGUCACAGUGUGUAAGAUCCUAAAAUAUUUUAAAUGAUGGAUGCUAAAGAAUAAGAUAAUGAGUUGACACUUAUAAGGAAUUGGCAUAAUUAUCAACCUUGUAUAAAAAGUGGGCAUUUUGUGACAUUCCUUCAGCUAGAAUAGAAAUGUAUGCCCUUUUCUGCAUGUCUGUGAGCACUGAGUCUUAGAAGAUUAUUCCAGUUUUCAAUGAUUUUUUUUUUUCCAGAAUAAAAGUAGUACAAGUCAAUCAGCGUUGCUAAUUUAUGUAGGUGUUGAGCACUGGAUUGCAUGAUGGAGUGUGUCUCCAGUCCACUAUGAGAUGUGCUUGUAACUGAUAGGAUCAUGUUGUUAAAUCGUAUAUUUUUAAGAUUAAUCGAUGUUUUUAAAAUGUUGAGACCAAAGUAGUAUAGAAGUAUGGACUUAUUUUAAUUUAAUUGUAAAAUUAUUAGAGGUAUUUGUUGUAGAGCUUUAUAUGUUAAAGAGAGGUAUUGGUGCAUAUAAAACAGUAAUAUUAUUGCUAUGCUUGUAUUCUUGCAUUACAGGGUGAGUAAACCCUGAAGAGUUCUUACUUCAGUGUAGCUACAGCUGCAGCAACUUUUAGGGAUGUGUCAACAUUUCUUUACAAGUUAUAGCUUCCCAGUUCAGUGUCUCAGCUGUCUCAGAACCUCCAGCCAAGUUAAAUCUUUUUUGGUGUGGAACUUACUGAGUUGAGUAAGCUAUUUUUUCCUUCAGCAGUAAUCCACAGUCUGUUCUUUGUGUAGGUUGGCACCUAUUCAUCAUUCUUAAAAUAAGGAUGGCUUCGAGGAGCCAAAUACAGGAGUUUUGCUUGCUACCGUUGAGCGUGAGUAGUGAUAGUUUGAUUUGUUCAUGCAGUUCUCACAGUGGAUCCCAGGAUUUUAUGUCUUGACCGUAGAGGAAUUCAGCCAUUCAGUGGCCAGGAUGUACAGCUCUGGUCUAGCAUAGUGAGAAAAUGAAGGAAGUUUUUGUCUUACAAGUGGAUGGUCAUGAAUAAAAUUGGGCACACAGUUAGGUGUAUAUAGUAGGUGUUUGGUUUGUAAGUCAUAAAUCAUCCCCCUGCCCAGUUUCCGUUCAUUUUCUUGGUUGCUCAGAAUGGGUCAACUUAGUAUUUCUCAACCUUAGCUUCAUAUUAGAAAAUGCUACAGAGCUUUACAAGAUAGUAAUGCCAUUCAUUGUCCCGUCCCAUAACAAAUACAUCAGAAUCACUUGUCUUUUUUUUUUUUUUUUUUUAAGUUCUCAGUUGGUUCUAAUAGAUACCCAGGGUUGAGCUCCACUGUUUUUCCCCUCCAUAAAAUGAACUAAUUAUACUGGGCUCUGUUUGAAAGUAUCACAGUAGAAUAAUCCAAUUUGCAGCUAUUCAGUGAUUGAUCAUAUUUCUAGUACUGAUCUUAGGAAUAAAAGGUGCUUGGCAUUCCUUAUUUGGGAGGUAGUUGCAGUCUCCCUUUAAAAAAUAAAUAAAUAAAUAAACCCUAUCACUAGUUUUAAAUGUACACUUACAUGUCAUAUUUCUCUGCCCCCUUUGCCAUUAAAACUUGACAAAAAUAGGUUAUCACUGUUUGAGAACUUACGUUUAAAAAUUGCACAUGGGAAAUACUACCAUUGGUAAUCCCCCCUUGUCUCAAUAUGGCCACUUCAUCCCUUAGUCUAACACUAGGUAAGGUAAUAGCCGUCUAGUUCUCCAGGGUUUGAUUCAGAUAUGCCGGUUUUUAAAAAAUUACUGUCCUCUUCUUCUAAAGUUAAGGUUUUUUUGCACACAUGCUUAAGUAGUUUGGCUCAAGUAACUUUGUUUACAGUUAAAACAGAUACUACAUCGCUUACUAGGAAAUGGUUAUGGCUUGUCCAGAAGGAACGUCAGCAUGACUUGGUGUAGACGUCAAAGAACACACGUCGUGAAUAUUCUCUAAUGUGGAACGGUCACCACAACAGCAAGGACUAGUCACUGUGUUUCCUGAAUAAAUGUAUGUGUGUGAAUUUUCCAACUAUGCCAUCCUUUUUGUCUCCUCUGCCAACAAUCUGGUUUUAGAGUUUUUAUUGUCCCAAACUUAACUAGUAAUGUUUCUUCAGGGGUUGUUACAAUAAUGGUUAUGUAGUGAAAAAUAAAUGACUUGCUUAUUAAUUUUCAAGAACUUUCCAACUAAUUUGUAUAUGGACAUGGUUUUUUAAAUAUUGGCAAACAGUGUGCUUCUACUUUUUUAGUUUGAGAUAAAUAUAAUCCCCAAAAUGAAUGUAAAAUUAACACUUUUUUCAAUAGAUGACUUCAUUUAUUAGUUUAAUUGUGAUUCUAAGACUUAUUUAAAAUAAAUUUGUAUGAGUUA
Molecule: messenger RNA, 4193 nt
Organism: Tupaia belangeri chinensis (Chinese tree shrew)
Lineage: Eukaryota; Metazoa; Chordata; Mammalia; Scandentia; Tupaiidae
Gene: LIN7C
Product: lin-7 cell polarity scaffold C
Exons: 5
Coding region: 26-619 (197 amino acids)
Molecular function (GO): protein binding
Source: RefSeq, a predicted model, not a curated record